UGCGUGAGCCAGAGGAAGGCAGAAAGAAGGCCAGCGGACAGCAGCACCCCUUGCCGAGCGAGCGCCUGUGGAGUUCGCGUGGAGGGAUCCACGGAUCGAUCCCGCAAGAUGAACACCCUGCUGUCGCGGGCGAACUCGCUGUUCGCCUUCACGCUGAGCGUCAUGGCGGCGCUCACCUUGGGCUGCAUCCUCACCACCGCCUUCAAAGACAGGAGCGCGCAAGUGCGCCUGCAUGUCUCCAGGAUCCUGCUCAAAAAAGUGGAAGACUUCACUGGACCCAGAAAAAGAAGCGACCUGGGCUUCAUCACAUUCCACAUCUCUGCGGAUCUGGAGAAGACUUUCGACUGGAACGUUAAGCAGCUCUUCCUUUAUCUGUCGGCAGAAUAUUCCACCAAAACCAACGCUGUGAACCAGGUAGUCCUCUGGGACAAGAUCCUUCUGCGAGGCGAGAACCCCAAGCUCAACCUGAAAGAUGUCAAAAGCAAGUACUUUUUCUUUGACGACGGACACGGUCUCAAGGGAAACAGGAAUGUCACUUUGACCCUGUCCUGGCAAGUUAUACCGAUUGCUGGAAUUCUGCCUCUUGUGACUGGAUCUGGACGAGUGUCUGUCCCAUUUCCAGAUUCCUAUGAAAUAGCCAAGACUUUUUAAAGAACUCUGUCUGCAUCUGAAAUGGAUAUCUGUGUACUUAAAGAAUCGUUUUUCUGUCAUCUUUUCCCUCAAGUUUUGCUGACUUCUUUUUUUGUGGUUGUUUAUUUUUAAAUGUGCUGUUUUGUGUCUGGUACUGGCUGAACUCUUCGUCUUCAUGCUUUAUGUACUUAGCAUAGAGACUACAUUCUUUGAUCUUCUUAGUGUGACACUGACCUUACCCUUCUUUUUGUAUAAGAAUUAACAUCAAAUUAUGUGGCUGGUGGGGAAAGGCUAAUAGAGGACUGGGACUUUAUUCUACAAACAAAACAGCUCAUCAGAGUAGAUUAUUAUAGGACAGUUGCAUAAUAAGGAUUGGAUAUAUUACAGAGUUUUGUCAUAUUCAUUAUGUUAUUCCAUUUGAAAUAUAAAAUUUGUUUGGAGAGAAUUUAAAAUUUGAUGUGUUGGUAUUGCCACAAUAACUGCGUUUUACUCCUGACAUUGUUUUUGAACACAUUGGAUGCCAUUUUAUUAUAUUUUCUAGAAUGUGUUUGAUUACUAGAAAAAAAUGUGAUUUAUUUCUUAGAAGUCUGACAUGCAAUAUAGGUUAACACAAAUCAGAAUGAGAAUUUAUCCCCAUUUCAAAAAUCUUAAUGCUUGUCUUUUUUUUGCCAGCAAAUAUGACCAUUUAAAUAGUGGACACCUCCUUUGGCUAUAUAUAAUUAUAACUCACUUCAAGUCUCUUAAGUAAGUCAAAUGUGUGUCUUACAGUGUUUUCUCUACAAAGACUGCUGUGUAUUGUAUCUUUGUAAAAUGUUUUAACACUGUUACUGAAAUUAGAAAAUGUCUGCAUGCUCAACAUGAUAUACGUAUGUUCUAGUAUGUUUAAUGCCACUAAAUAAAUGCUUA
Messenger RNA from Psammomys obesus (fat sand rat), 1536 nucleotides. Its product is annotated as signal peptidase complex subunit 3. NCBI's taxonomy places the organism in Eukaryota, Metazoa, Chordata, Mammalia, Rodentia, Muridae. Gene Ontology annotation, biological process: protein targeting to ER. The transcript has a single exon. Gene Ontology annotation, cellular component: signal peptidase complex; membrane. The record is from RefSeq and is a predicted model, not a curated record. The coding region runs from base 109 to 651 and encodes 180 amino acids.